Messenger RNA from Mytilus trossulus (common blue mussel), 1456 nucleotides. RefSeq lists its product as uncharacterized. The transcript is spliced from 8 exons. Bases 218 to 1273 code for a protein of 351 amino acids. Gene Ontology annotation, molecular function: protein binding. Lineage: Eukaryota; Metazoa; Mollusca; Bivalvia; Mytilida; Mytilidae. The record is from RefSeq and is a predicted model, not a curated record.
AUGAUCAUUGAGAGAGGAAGUAAUACUACAUCGUUUAUCUAUUGUAAUCGGUCUUUUCCGGAAAAUGGAUUCUUUUUAUACAAAGAUGUCGAGUACUUAAUCCUAUAUGAAUUAUGUGAAUAAAAGACUUGUUUCAUUCUAUUCAAGCUCAUUAUCAAAAUUAUUAAUACCGUAAUUAAAAGGUUGUGUUGAGGAAGACACAAUAUAAAACCACGAAAUGAACGAUCAAAUUGAAGAAGAGAAGGAUUCUUUUUUGGAAAGAGGUAAAUACACUGGCAUAUCUAGUUCGACAGAAAAUGAAAGAAAACUCUGUAUACAGGAGUCUGAUCACGAGGAAGAACAUGCUUCGAGUUUAAAGAACAACACAAUUCACUGUCAAUUCGAGGAGAUCAACCCAGAAAUUUCAGGAUCAGAAAUAGAACAACCAGAAGUAAAGACGGUUCGAUGGCUGCAGGGAAACAUAGAAACACGAUACAUUAAAAAUCAAGGUUUCCAACACGUUGUCAAAUGUGAUUCAUUAAACAAAGCUGCCUCAACACUGAAACUUAGAAAUUCUGACCAACUUCUUGAUAUAAACGACGAAGAUGUUACAUUGAUGUCUCAUAAUGAAGUAUCGGAACUCGUAGACAAAAUACCUUCAAAUGGAAAUACAACGCUGAUCUACUGGAGACGCUCAUCGAAGUCUGUUACAGAUGUGAAGUUUUCUUUAUAUGAAGUUAAAGAAACUUUUGUGGUACAUUUACAUCAUCAUUCUAUGAGCCCGGAUUCGACUAAAAUUUUUAAGCGCACGGUUGUUUGGAAUAAACACGGAAUGCUGAAAUUUAUGCAGCCCUUGGGAAAACAGAGUAACAGAAUUGUUUUUAAAGAACUCGUAUCCAAGAUACCAAAUAAAAAGCCGUGUGAUUUUUUUAACAGUCAUUUUCUUGAGGAAAGAAUACUUGAAGAAAAGGGAACAUAUAGACGGCGCUAUUCAACAACUUCUCAAAACGGAGACAAAAAAUAUCUACACGUUACAGAUGCCGGCGACCUUAUCCUUGUGCAUAAAUCAGGCAAAUUAUCAAACUUCGCAUUCAAACUCCGGCAAGCUCAAUUAUCUGCAUUUUUUGUUUUGAAUGAGAUACCAACAAAUCGUUGUAUGAAACUGGAAGGAGACGAAGGUAAAUUUGUAUGUGUAAACUACAACCAAGAUAUUGACAGAAUUGGAGAUGACUUUAGAUUUGAUUUACAGAAGUGUAAUCACAAACGAACUCAUAUGUGUUGUAUGAUUACAUGAAGCUGUAUAUACACAUUAUGAUAUAUUACCGAUGUUAUUAAGUAUUGUCGUUAGUCGUGAAUAAUGUCAUAGUACCUAUUCCUGUUGGAACAAAUAUUCUGUACCACUUAUUCCGUUAGGAACAAAUAUUCUAUAUCAUUUAUUCCGUGAGGAACAAAUAUUCUAUACCAUUUAUUCCGUUCG